AGGAGUGAUUUAAAUAAAAGUGACUGCACAGAGCAGUGCACAAAGUAGAUCUACUCUAAUCGGGUAUUAACUUGUAAGUUGGUGUUGUGGUUGACAAUUUCCGCAAAAAAUAAAUUUUAAAAAAUUGUUAGAUACAAAAUGCUUAAAUCAAGGUCCACUAUUGGCCGAUUUUCUUAGAAGACUACAGUUUAAAAUGCAUGACUCAUCUCGACAGAUACACCCUGUCCAUUUCUGCCUGUGAGCAGUGCAGCUACAAGCCGACACAUUUUGAAUGGACUCUGGUAGAAAAACCUCCCCCGCGGAGACGGAGCGUCAGCGCCGUGUAACUAGACACUUGGCAGUGCUCAUACCCUCCCGGCCCUCCUCCUGCCUCUCCUCAUCACCCCGCCAGGAGGAAGGAAGACUUGCGGUCACGUGCACUCGCUGCGCGCCCCCGUGCACUCGAACAGAGGGUGCGAUACAUAAUUCGGUCCCGGGGAGGGGACACCUCAGUCCGGCCCCUUCUGCCAAAGCCCGCUGAGCCGCAGCCUGCACACAGCAGGACGAGGCGCGGAUGCGACUUCUGCUUCCUGCCUGCGAAUGAUGGAGAGUGAGGCCGGGAGGAGGACCAGCGCUGCUUUUAUUGCAGGUACAGCGGGACUUCCAGCGGCCGAGGAGGGACAGGGCAGAACGAGGAGCACCGCAGACGUAAACACUGCCAUGCCCUGCUUCAUGCAGCAGCGAUCCUCCGCCCGCUGCUCCUCCUCUGCUCCAGGACAGAGCGCUGUGUUCUAGAGGACAGCUCGGGAGGAGGAGGAGAGGGUAAAUAUUUGGUGCUGAAGUUGGGUCCGGGAUAGGAGGCUGUCGCUGAGGCAGACUCACUGCUGGGGAUCUCCGGCAGCCUGACUCUGCUCAGUCCGCGCUCUGCGGCCAUGCGGCAGGCAGCAUCCAAAGACCUGUUCCCUACAUGAGCUCCAGCUCCUGUGAGUAACAGCACAAAACUACUCCUUCUCAGCGUAUCUGCAGUGUUGUACUGUACUCUGGGAACAGGCACACUUUCCACAUUUCACAGAGACGUGAUGAGCUGCUGACGUUUUACUGAAAGCAGGUGUCUGACACAGGAAUCAAAGCUGCCACUGCAUGACUGCUCUGUGGGACCAAUCUCUUUGUUGCCACAGUUCACAUUAAGAGGCAGCACCAUGGGUGCCAAGCAGGCUAAAGGCCAGGAGCCUGCAGGAGCGAGUCCUCAGCACAGUUGGAAGCGGACACCCACCAAGGAGCGGGGAGACAUCUUAGCCUCCCUCAUGCUGAAGUCAGGGGACAGGCUGAGCCGUAGCGGGACGCCACCACCACCCUACCAGCGCCGCAUCGGCAUGAUCCAGGAGAUGAUGCUGAUGGCCAAACAGGGCAAGCAGGAUGAGGCCACGGAGAUGCUGAAGACGCUCCGACAGGACCUAGGCAUGGAAUCAACAUCACUGGAUGACGUGUUGUACCGCUACGCCAGCUUCAGAAACCUGGUUGAUCCCAUCACGCAUGAUCUGAUUAUCAGUCUGGCGCGAUACGUACACUGCCCCAAGACGGAGGGAGACUCUCUUGGGGCGAUGGAAAAGGUUUGUCGUCAGCUGACCUACCAUCUCAGCCCCCACUCUCGAUGGAGGAGACAGGGCCUGCUCAAGAGGAAACCUCAGGCCUGUCUGAAGGCAGUGCUGUCAGCCCCUCCAUCCAGCGGGGCAUUGGAUCUUUCCGGCAUCCCUCUGACAGCUCGGGACAUGGAGCGUCUGUGUGCGCACCUGCAGCGCUACGCGUCUACUCUCAUCAGCCUGGAGCUGGGCUUCACUGAGCUCACAGACGAGGCUUUCCUCCUGCUGCUCCCCACACUGGCCUCUCUCCCACACCUGGAGACUCUGGCACUGAACGGAAACAGGCUGACCAGAGCGAUUCUGAAGGAGCUGACAGACGCCCUGAAGGAUCCGGGCAGUUUUCCAAGCGUGACAUGGAUUGACCUGGGCAACAAUGUGGAUAUUUUCUCCCUGCCGCAGCCCUUCCUGGUCAGCCUGAGGAAGCGCUGUCCCAAGCAAGGCAACCUGCCCACCAUCCAGGAGUUUGGAGAGAGCCAGGCCAGCGACCCCCCUGAAAGGCUACGGGGUCUUGGGGAAGAGGAGGAAACAGACGACACCAACCGGACUGAGAGCAUGGGCGAGCUCCGUUCGGAAGUAGAGGAAGAGCUGGAUGGAGAGAUGGAGAUAGAGGAGAUGAUGGAAGAGCUGCUGGACUUUGACAGGGAGGUACAAGGGAAGGAGGAUGAGGAGGAGAGCAUGUGGACAGUAGGGGAGCACAGGAAAGGAGGGGCGAGGAGGAGAAAGAGGGGAGGGGAUGAGGAGGAGGAGGAGAAGAAGGAGAGGGUGGUGCAGAGGAGAGAGGAGCGCCCAAGGAGGAGGACAAGGGCAGUGAUGGCAGAGUACGAGGAUGACACACAGAGCUGUUCGAGCCAGUCGCAACACUCAUCUGGGGCAGUGGAGCCAAUGAGAGUCGAGGAAGACGAGUUUACCGACCAAUCAGAACACUUUACCUGAUCGGUCCCCACUACUCGGUUUAUGUUUUACUUCCUGUGUCUACUUCUACAUGGAAGGAGGCGAGAGAAUUCUGUGGCUAAAAAUGCUGCAGUGCUGCAUAAAUGUGCCACUCGAUGUCCCUUCCCUGAUCUGAUUUGUGACCAAUCACAGCUUCAGACGAUGACGAAGUGGCUGCUGAACUCAGACUGAAACUCAAGCCAAUCCCCAGCAGGAAGUGUGUUUUACCUUAGCUGUCUGUUGUUUAAAGUAUUAAUAGACCACAGAUGCUAUUGCAUAGUAUAGACUGAUAAAUUAUAUCACACGAGGCUUUCAUGUAUAGAAUGUUAAUCUAUAUUCAGGUCCUUCCUCCUUGUAAUCCCAGUAAUACCUACAUGUGCCUGUAACACAUCCCAUUCCAAGACAAAGUAAUCAGGGCCUUUAUAAGGAAGUGUUUUUGCCAAAAACUACAAGUGGAACUGUGUAAAAGGCCCACGUGGGUCAAAGGCCAGCCUGAUGGAUCGGAAGAUCUCCUUUUUCUGCUGCUUAAGAAAUGUGAUGUGAAAUUUGAUGAAGGUGAAAUUAGUAAGCUAAAAAACCACCCUGAUAAUAGCUAGAGCAAUGAGUGACUCUGGAAGAAGAAGCUCCUGUUUCCAAGGCUAUGCAAGGGAGAACGGGUAACGAUGAGCCAGCUUUUACUUGAGUCAACCUUUAGCUAAGAGGAGUAAUAACUUCAGGAAAUUAUAUCUCGCCUGAAAACUUAUCAGACGUAGCUAACUCAACUAAACAACAAGAUAUUUCAUCUCAAAAUGUGGGAAGUUGAGCUUAAAACAGAUGAUGAUCCAUCUGAGAAAAUAGUAACAAACCAUUCUUCUAACCCAACGUGUAAUUAUUUAGAAUUAGAUCUCAACUCCCGGUUAAUAAAUAGACAUUACAGCUUUUUUUGUCUAUAGUGCUAAAAGAUGAAGAUACUCCACUGUCCCUCUUAAGGAAAAGCUUAAAUUGGAUGAAAGCUUUGUUGCUUUGAGGGUAUUUUCAUUGUUUUUCAUUUUCACUGUCAUGACAAAAAGUUUUGGAGGUGGCACAACAAAUUUAUUAAGUUUUUGAAACAUAUUAAACCUUUAUAAUGGUUCUUCACUGUAUCAAAGAAACAUGAAAAAUAAACUAAAUAAAAAAUGAAGCAAAUGAAAACAAACCCAGAUCUGUUGGCCUCAACUGUACAAUAUCAACUUUUGCAUUAAAAGUUAACAACAUUUAACAUAAAACACCAAUAUAGUCAAAAAUAUAGUAAAAAAAAAACAAAUAACAACUCUGUUUAAGAUAAAAUAUUCCUGUGCCCCAUACAGAUAGUUAUAAAAUCACUGGUUUAAUUAACACAUAUCUACACCAAUCAAACUCUAAACCCAGCAUAACCGAAAUAAUGAUCAAAACUCUACUAAACUGAGGAUUUGAUCCAUUACCUGCAUCUUUAUGAUUGUUAUUUCAGAAGUAAUAGCUAAAUGCAUAACUCUUGGUAUGCAGGAUGAAGUAGAGUAAACUUAAUCUAAUGUAAGAAAACCUCAAAACUAUAAUAAAUUAGGUUAAAUUAACACAUUUUAAAGCUUUGCUGCUGUACCUGGAAAGCUUUGACAGACAAUUAUUUUGUGAAAAGAUCUCCUAGCUACUUCAUCUACCUUGUUCUCGAAUGGAAAACUAAAUUUAAGGUCACAUGACUAAAGCCUACCCAAUUUAUCAGUGGGCAAAUACUAUGGCAGAUAUUAGCAUCCACAUUUAUAACAGCACAAAAAGUUACUUUCAAAAGUUAAAAUGAUAUAGAAGAAAUUCUAAAUUCCUAUAUUGCUUGGGCUAUACACAUAUAGGUGCUCAGAUAUAGGUGGAAGGCGACCUUACCUACUGGCUCAUCUUAUCCCUUUGUCCCCUGCAGUGGAUAGAAGUGUUAACCUCAUUGCCAUGCAUCCCAAAGCCAAGUGCUGAAAUAUUUAGUAGCCUUUUUCCUCAUAAUCCAGGUCAUGCUUCACACUGCGGCGCUGUACACUAGAGUGCAUCACACGCUUACAGUGCUGUGUUUGUAUAUAGGUCGCUGCUAUGCUGUACGCUGGGUUACAACACAAUAUCCUUAUACAGUAUGUAGCUCUCACCUGGCUUGUGCAUUCUCUCCAUGUGUCACUUAUAAUCCCUGCAAAGCUUUAAUAAACUGUAUUUUUAGAUGUACAGUACAUAUAUAUAUGUACUGUACUGUACAUAUAUA
Haplochromis burtoni (Burton's mouthbrooder) is the source of this 4776-nucleotide messenger RNA. It is a transcript of the gene lrrc75a, whose product is annotated as leucine rich repeat containing 75A. The transcript is spliced from 5 exons. The record is from RefSeq and is a predicted model, not a curated record. Bases 1179 to 2552 code for a protein of 457 amino acids. NCBI's taxonomy places the organism in Eukaryota, Metazoa, Chordata, Actinopteri, Cichliformes, Cichlidae.